AUGCGUAUUCACCAACUUCUCGACCUCUGCCUCGAUUAUAUAGCCCUCGAUGGGGUGUUGGGCUCUGACCCUCAUUUGUUGCAACAACAUCUCAUCAGUCUGAACCCUUCCAUCGAUGAUGAUUUCUUCACCUUCGUUUGGCGUCAGCUAUGCCAACAUCCCAGCAUACAGAUCAUCGUGGCCUCUUAUCCCGUCCCUAGACCCGAUGGGACCAUCAUCACCGAGAGGGCUGAAAAGGAUAAACUGAAGAAGAAAAAGUUGAAAAGUGGUACGACGGCCGACGUCGUUCGGUUCCUAAAAGAGGUGGACAAUGUGGAGGAGCCGGUCUUGAACAGGUCAGACCUUCCUGGUUUACUGACCAAAUGGGGGACGCGACUACGGGUACGAUGUGUGGACGAUGAGAUAUAUAGUCGCUUGACUGGAUUACCUCAUAAGAUAAGUAAGAUCACUCCCGUAGUCUUUCACAUCCUUCAGAUUACAGCCAAGUGCCGAGAAAAGGGUAUCACCGCUAUCGAACUCGGUCCUCUGGUCGGUGCCAGCCAAGGGAGCAUGUUUCACUACAUGAAAACUCUUGUCAACCUGAAACUUUGUGUCAAGAUCCCCAGUCUCAUUCAUGGAUCAGUGACAAGUCUUCUCAUCUAUCGCUCGUUUGUACAUCAAAGCGACGCAUACCUUAAUUAUGAAAGGCAACGGAAAGCGUUAGAGGAGAUCGGUCCCAUUACUGGUGGUGUGACAAAAGACUCCACAACAGAUACGUCAGCAGAUACAGCACACGCAACAUCGAAGUUCGGUGGCUUUCCACCUCUCACCGAAGCAGAGGUCGCUACUGGUCACGUCGUCCAGGAAAGGUUGCUGAAGCUACUGGAUCACCCCAGCCUGGAGAAUCACCUUUUACGGAUGGUAAACCUCUUGGAACUGAUCGGCUGGCGGGGAGCGUAUCAGGUUCGUCAACGUCGAGCCGUGCUCAGGCAUGUGCAACGUCUGAUCGAUAAAGGUGUAGUAGAGAAAGUGGUCGUGGGCAAUCAGAACGCUCGGUGCCUUCGUUUGUGCAAAUUCAAUCUAGAAGGGGCUCCCGCCCCUGAAGCCCGUCAGCAGCUGGACGAGACGGACGAAAUGGAAAUGGACGAUCAAGGGAGCUCGAUAGAACAUGACACACCGCCAGAUCCCCGUACGUAUUUGUAUCAUGUUACUGUACUGAGGCUGAACCUAUAG
Tremella mesenterica DSM 1558 is the source of this 1212-nucleotide messenger RNA. RefSeq lists its product as uncharacterized. Bases 1 to 1212 code for a protein of 403 amino acids. NCBI's taxonomy places the organism in Eukaryota, Fungi, Basidiomycota, Tremellomycetes, Tremellales, Tremellaceae. The transcript has 6 exons. Gene Ontology annotation, molecular function: DNA binding. The record is from RefSeq and is a predicted model, not a curated record. Gene Ontology annotation, cellular component: transcription factor TFIIIC complex. Gene Ontology annotation, biological process: transcription initiation at RNA polymerase III promoter; 5S class rRNA transcription by RNA polymerase III.